AAAUCUCUCUCUCUACACAAUUUACUCACUCUGGUUUAGGAUUUGAUCUGAUCUUCCUAUUGUCGCGAUCCAAUUAUGGAUGAAGAGUAUGACGUCAUAGUGCUCGGGACCGGUCUCAAGGAAUGCAUCCUGAGCGGUCUUCUCUCGGUUGAUGGCCUUAAGGUUCUUCACAUGGAUAGGAAUGACUAUUAUGGAGGAGAGUCUAGCUCACUGAAUCUUAUUCAGCUCUGGAAAAGAUUUAGAGGAAGUGAGGCGCCUCCAUCCCAUUUGGGAUCGAGCAGAGACUAUAAUGUUGAUAUGAUCCCCAAAUUUAUGAUGGCCAAUGGUACACUUGUACGAGUCCUCAUUCACACAGAUGUAACCAAAUACUUGUAUUUUAAGGCUGUGGAUGGAAGCUUUGUGUAUAACAAAGGAAAGGUUCACAAGGUGCCGGCAACAGAUGUUGAAGCACUUAAAUCUCCCCUCAUGGGUAUCUUUGAAAAGCGUCGUGCCCGGAAGUUCUUUAUAUAUGUCCAGAAUUACGAUGAAACUGAUCCAAAGACCCAUGAGGGGAUGGAUCUGACAAGAGUGAGAACCAGAGACCUUAUUGCAAAAUAUGGUCUUGAUGACAACACUGUGGAAUUCAUUGGUCACUCACUGGCACUUCAUAGAGAUGAUCGCUACUUAGAUGAGCCUGCAUUAGACACUGUUAAGAGAAUGAAGCUAUAUGCAGAGUCUCUUGCACGUUUUGCAGGAGGUUCACCAUAUAUAUACCCCUUGUAUGGAUUAGGAGAGCUUCCUCAGGCAUUUGCUCGGCUUAGUGCUGUCUAUGGUGGAACAUACAUGUUGAACAAACCUGAAUGCAAGGUAGAGUUCAAUGAUGAAGGUCAGGUCAUUGGUGUGACUUCAGAAGGUGAAACUGCUAAGUGCAAGAAAGUUGUCUGUGAUCCUUCCUAUUUGCCUAACAAGGUCAGAAAAGUUGGAAAGGUUGCAAGAGCAAUAUGCAUAAUGAGUCACCCGAUCCCAAAUACCAAUGACUCCCACUCAGUACAGGUUAUCCUACCACAGAAGCAGUUGGGCCGCAAAUCUGACAUGUAUCUGUUUUGUAGUUCUUAUUCUCACAAUGUUGCUCCAAAGGGGAAGUUUAUUGCAUUUGUAUCAACAGAAGCCGAGACUGACAACCCUGAAAUUGAACUAAGGCCUGGAAUUGAACUCUUGGGACCCGUCGAUGAGAUGUUUAUUGAUACCUAUGAUAGAUUUGAACCAGUUAAUGAACCCUCUCUAGACAAUUGUUUUAUAUCCGCGAGUUAUGAUGCCACAACUCACUUUGAGUCAACUGUCGUGGAUGUGUUGAACAUGUAUACAAUGAUAACUGGAAAGGUUGUAGACCUAAGUGUGGAUCUGAGUGCGGCCAGUGCUGCAGAAGAAUGAGAAGCCUGGUUUCGUUCACGCACCAUUCUAAUGUUAUCGUGUUUUUUUUUUGUUUACGAAUGUUUCUCGCAACUUGGGUUUUCAAUUUCACUGUAAUAUGAAUGAAUUCUGACAAUUUGUGUCACAAUGUGUACUCUACUUCAAAAGAGAAAAAAGAAUGGUGUGGUUGCUGAAUACUUAAAAUUGUAUGUGUUGAUUUUGUUUUCAUGUUCUC
This is a messenger RNA of Impatiens glandulifera, 1624 nucleotides long. Its product is annotated as guanosine nucleotide diphosphate dissociation inhibitor 2-like. Gene Ontology annotation, cellular component: cytoplasm. Gene Ontology annotation, biological process: vesicle-mediated transport; small GTPase-mediated signal transduction; protein transport. The transcript is spliced from 13 exons. Gene Ontology annotation, molecular function: Rab GDP-dissociation inhibitor activity. The coding region runs from base 76 to 1410 and encodes 444 amino acids. Lineage: Eukaryota; Viridiplantae; Streptophyta; Magnoliopsida; Ericales; Balsaminaceae. The record is from RefSeq and is a predicted model, not a curated record.